This is a messenger RNA of Pomacea canaliculata, 1060 nucleotides long. RefSeq names its product ER membrane protein complex subunit 4-like. Gene Ontology annotation, cellular component: EMC complex. Gene Ontology annotation, biological process: protein folding in endoplasmic reticulum. The coding region runs from base 102 to 626 and encodes 174 amino acids. The record is from RefSeq and is a predicted model, not a curated record. Lineage: Eukaryota; Metazoa; Mollusca; Gastropoda; Architaenioglossa; Ampullariidae. The transcript has 5 exons.
UUCUUAUCUAAAGUAUCAAAGGAGGAAAAUGAAUGAUUAAUAUUUUGUAUUAUUUCGAAUAAUUAUUUCUUUUAUUGAAGAUCUCCAUCUCUCUUUCCAAAAUGUCGACCAGAAAACGUCAUAAGUGGGCAAUAGAUUUUGCAGGUUCCAGUCGGUCAAGGGGUGAGCGAAGUGCUCUUGUGCCAGUGCACCCUGAUGUCUCAACUCCUGUUGGUUGUAUGGAUACAACAGGGGUUACAGAACGAGGCAAAGAUGCUGAUCCCAAUCUUAUCGUUAAGCGGUCAUGGGACAUUGCCCUUGGGCCAAUUAAACAGGUGCCUAUGAACAUGUUCAUCAUGUGGAUGGCUGGCAGCUCAAUCUCCAUUUUUCCAAUUAUGAUGGUCGGAAUGAUGUUUUUUCGCCCAAUACAAGCUAUGCUUUCCAUCAGCAACACUUUCAAGAGCAUAGAGGGUCAGCAGGCUGGUGUCCAGAAGCUGGUCUAUAUCAUUGGCAAUCUUCUGUGUUUGGCCAUGGCUAUUUAUAAGUGUCAGACAAUGGGCCUCCUCCCCACACAUGCAUCUGACUGGCUGGCAUUUGCACAACCUCAGCAGAGGAUGGAGUGGUCUGGAGGAGGAGCCUACUUAUAGUGCUGUAAUGCAAGAUUUUCACACAAGCCUUCUUCAGUGGCUUGUAUUUGCUUUCUGAGUCCAGAGUUUGUUUUACCAGAUGUUGUGCAAACGUCAGUGUUAAAAAUGAAGUACAUUGAGGAAGAAUGGAAUUUUAUUAACUGUUUGGGUAGAUCUGUAAAAUUAGUUGUACAAAUUUUGAAAAGUUUUUGUGUGACUGAAAAAUAAAAGAAAAACAACCUGAUGAAUGUCAAUACUAGGUGUUGUCAACUGCACUGAGUGGACCUAAAUGUUGCUGUAAUGUGGUGAAUAAACUAAAAACAGUGUGGUUAUUAUGGUUAGUAUAUCUUCUAUCACAACACUUGUUCAGGCUUUGUUUCUGGCUAAACUUGUGUCAGCUGUAAUGCUCAAAUUAUCUAUUUUAUUUGUAAACUUUAUAAAGUUUCAAAACACUG